AUCGUCGGGAACCGUUCUUGGGUUUUAGGGUUUUUGGCCCAGGAUAAAUUACAGUUGAUAGGAGCACAGACCUCUCGACGGCGGCACGAGACGCAGAGAAAAGAUAGACUUCUGUGAUCUCAUCGCUCAGGAAGAGAUUUCGAAUCUGAAUUUCAACCGUAAAGAUGUCAGGUGAGGAUGGUGCUGCUGCAGUUGAGACUGCUGCUCCUGCUGCUCCUGCUUUAGGGGAGCCAAUGGACAUCAUGACAGCCUUGCAGCUUGUUCUGAAGAAAUCUUUAGCUAAUGGUGGGCUUGUACGUGGGCUUCAUGAAGGAGCUAAGGUGAUUGAAAAACAUGCUGCACAGCUCUGUGUAUUGGCCGAGGAUUGCAACCAGCCAGACUACAUUAAACUGGUCAAAGCACUUUGCGCUGACCACAAUGUAAGCUUGAUAUCGGUGCCAAGUGCUAAAACACUCGGAGAGUGGGCUGGUUUGUGUAAAAUUGAUUCAGAGGGAAAGGCGAGGAAAGUGGUAGGAUGCUCCUGCGUUGUCAUUAAGGACUAUGGGGAGGAAUCAGAGGGUCUUCAUAUUGUCCAGGAGUACGUGAAGUCUCACUGAGUGAGUAGUUAAUUCAAGUUGCAACAGAGUUUGAAAUUUGAAUCUGUAGGGACAUUUUUCCCUUUUUGGUAGCUUGAGGAUAACCCCCAUCUUUUUGGGAGUGUUUUUUGAGUCUUGAUUGGUUAUCAUACUUGAUUUAAAAUGUAACCAAGUAAUUCUUAUCGUUUCAGUCUCUUACGUGAGAAAUUACUUUAUAGUUUCUUGUUGGGACCGGUGAAUCAUUUUCCUAUUCAAAUAGUAACUUGGGUUAAUGCGUUGUUUAAA
Messenger RNA from Nelumbo nucifera (sacred lotus), 860 nucleotides. Its product is annotated as small ribosomal subunit protein eS12-like. Gene Ontology annotation, molecular function: structural constituent of ribosome. Gene Ontology annotation, biological process: translation. The record is from RefSeq and is a predicted model, not a curated record. NCBI's taxonomy places the organism in Eukaryota, Viridiplantae, Streptophyta, Magnoliopsida, Proteales, Nelumbonaceae. Gene Ontology annotation, cellular component: ribosome.